AUGAACAACCUACCAACAGGUGACAAUCUACGCAAAAAAAAAGGAUUUAUUGGCAAUACCUCUUGCAUCACCUGUGGAGAAGAGGAAACGCUGAAGCAUCUUCUCUUCCGUUAUAAUAAGGCGCUUGAAGUCUGGAAGCUCUGCCCCUGGUCAAUCACCUUCAACCCAGCAACAUGUUCUUCCUUCAGAGAGUCUCUUCAAUCAUCUUUUGCUAAAGUGAACCUCCCACCAACGAGAACUUCCUCCAACCUGUUCCCUUGGAUCUGCUGGAGCUUAUGUACUAGCCGCAAUCAGAUACUCUUCGACAAUAGACAAGCCUCACCAGCAGAGAUCCUCACCAAAUCUAUCAACUUAUUGAAGGAAUGGGAAGCAGCACAAGGGCUAUCACCAACUCUCUCCGCUAGCACCGCGAAGCAGAACCCAAUCCAAAUCAAUUCUACAGCGGUGAUUCUCUGUAACACGGAUGCGGCAUGGAACAAAGACUCUAAAUCUGCGGGGCUAGCUUGGAUCUUCACAGAUCAAACGGGUAAAGAACUCAAUCGAGGAUGCCUCUACCAGGAUCAUGUCUCCUCCCCGCUUAUGGCGGAAUCCCUAGCGGUUAGAGCAGACAUCGAACAUGCUACUUCACUCAACUUCGAUUACAUCUGGCUACGAUCAGAUUGCAAAGGGCUCAUUCAGUCCAUCAACGCGAGACAACGAUCUGUAGAGCUCUUUGGGGUUCUAGCUGACAUUGAAUCGCUUAUCCGAUCUUCUUUUUCUUCGUUUCAAGCUUCUUUCGUUCCUAAAUCUUUUAAUGGGCCUGCAGACUCUUAUGAUAAGGCUUCUCUAUGUACCAAACUAUCUCUAUUGGGCCUAGUUUCACACUAA
This is a messenger RNA of Brassica napus (rape), 867 nucleotides long. RefSeq lists its product as uncharacterized. NCBI's taxonomy places the organism in Eukaryota, Viridiplantae, Streptophyta, Magnoliopsida, Brassicales, Brassicaceae. The transcript has a single exon. Bases 1 to 867 code for a protein of 288 amino acids. The record is from RefSeq and is a predicted model, not a curated record. Gene Ontology annotation, molecular function: nucleic acid binding; RNA-DNA hybrid ribonuclease activity.